AUGCCGGCCAACGCACCUAUCCCCGGCAAAUUCGAGGAAGAUCCCAGGGUACAUUUUGACAAGACAGCUGGGAAAUGGCAGUACGAAGAUGAGGAUGGGACAGAGUACGAGUGGACAGGUCAAGCCUGGAUACCUCUGAUCGACGAGGAAUUAUGGAAAGCUCAACAGGCUGCUUAUUCCGUUGCUGGUGUUGAUGAAAGUACACCAGCAAAUGCUGUCUUGGCUCGUGAUGAGAAACGUAACAGAAAACGUAAGAAGGGCGAAAAAGAUUACACUUCCAAUACUUCGACCCUCAACGCAGCGUCAAACGGAUCAGCCGCAGGGGCAGGUGGUUCUUCAACUUCCCAAACUCAACAGAAUCAAGCAGCUAAGAAGACCGCAGUAUGGGUAUCGAAUCUACCUCCAAACACUACCGUCGAACUGUUAUCUUCGGUAUUUUCCAAAGCUGGUGUCCUGUUGAUUGAUGAUGAGGGUCAACCGCGUAUCAAGCUUUAUUACGAUGACGAAGGGAAUUUCAAGGGUGAUGCUCUGAUCAUGUACUUCAAAGAAGGUUCGGUCGACUUGGCCAUAACGUUGUUAGAUGAUACGGAGUUAGAAUUAGGGUCUGGGUAUGGCAAUAUGAGAGUGAAGGUUGCUGAAUAUGAGAGUAAAGAGAAAGAAAAAGAGAAACAUGAGAAGAAAGAGAAGGAUACGGCUGAACAUGCUUAUGGGAGAGGUGAGAAGAAGAAAUUGACAGCGGAAGAGAAACAGAGGAUGUCAAAGAGGAUAAAAACCAUGCAGAACAAAAUAUCCUGGCACUCGGACGACGACUCUGAUGAUCCUGCUGCACCCAUUGGAGGUGCGCCCUCACCGCUAUCAAACCGAUUUAACCGAGUCGUCGUGUUGAAAGGGAUGUUCGCAUUGGAGGAUAUCGAGAAAGAUCCAGGGUUGAUACUUGAACUGAAAGAGGAGGUGAGGGACGAGGCCGAGACGUUGGGUCAAGUGACCAAUGUUGUCUUAUAUGACAAAGAAGAAGAUGGCGUGAUGACUAUAAAAUUCAAAGAUCCCGUUGCUGCCCAAGCGUGCGUUAUGAAGAUGAAUAACAGAUACUUCGAUGGAAGAGUUAUUUACGCAGGAAUAUAUACCGGUAAAGAACGAUUCCGCAAAUCAGGUGGGAUUCACUCAGUUGGUGAUGAUGAAGAGGCGGAUCAGGAAGAAAGAGAGAGAUUGGAUAAUUUCGCCCAAUGGUUGGUAGAAGGUGAAGAGGAAAAUAACAAGCAGUGA
This is a messenger RNA of Kwoniella botswanensis, 1263 nucleotides long. RefSeq lists its product as uncharacterized. Gene Ontology annotation, cellular component: U2-type spliceosomal complex; U2 snRNP. Gene Ontology annotation, molecular function: RNA binding. The transcript has 6 exons. Gene Ontology annotation, biological process: mRNA splicing, via spliceosome. Lineage: Eukaryota; Fungi; Basidiomycota; Tremellomycetes; Tremellales; Cryptococcaceae. The record is from RefSeq and is a predicted model, not a curated record. Bases 1 to 1263 code for a protein of 420 amino acids.